AUUUAAAUAGAGCUGACCAUUAUUGGAUUACUUUAUCAAUGGCUUUUUUAGGUUGCCAAAACGCAAAGUUUCGUUUCAUUUUCAAAUCCAACAAACAAAAAUCAUUUUGUGGAAAGCGUAAGCACCCUUCUAAUCACCUGCAAUUCUGUCUGAAGCACACUCUUCAAAUGGCUCAUUCUUCUCUGGAUGAGAUGUCAGAAUCUGGUGCUUUCAUGAGAACGCCUUCAUCUUUCCGUAAUUUGAUUUCACAAGACCCAAAUUCCCCUUUCCCUGUAGAAGCUGGAAGAUAUCAUCUAUAUAUAUCAUAUGCUUGUCCCUGGGCAUCCAGGUGCCUUGCUUAUUUGAAAAUCAAAGGGCUUGACAAAACCAUCAGCUUCUCAUCUGUCAAACCAAUAUGGGGGAGAACAAAGGAUACUGAUGAGCACAUGGGUUGGGUUUUCCCAGCUUCAGAUACGGAGGAACCAGGAGCUGAGCCUGACCACUUGAAUGGGGCAAAAAGUAUAAGAGAACUUUAUGAGUUUGCAAGUGCACAUUACUCUGGGAAAUAUACAGUUCCUGUUCUUUGGGAUAAGAAACUCAAAGCUAUUGUGAAUAACGAGAGUUCAGACAUAAUCCGCAUGUUUAAUACUGAAUUCAAUGAUAUAGCAGAGAAUGCAAGUUUAGAUCUUUAUCCUCCUCACUUGCAAGCCCAAAUAAGUGAAGUAAAUGAGUGGAUAUACGAUGCGAUAAAUAACGGUGUUUAUAAAUGUGGGUUUGCUAAGAAGCAAGGGCCUUAUGAUGAGGCUGUAACUAAAUUGUAUGAAGCUUUGGACAAGUGCGAGGAGAUACUCAGCAAGCAGCGAUAUAUAUGUGGCAACUCACUGACUGAAGCGGAUAUUCGUCUGUUUGUGACCCUUAUAAGGUUUGAUGAGGUUUAUGCGGUUCACUUCAAGUGCAACAAGAAGCUGUUGCGGGAGUACCCGAGUCUGUUCAAUUACGCCAAAGACAUUUUCCAAAUCCCUGGCAUGGGUAGCACAGUCAACACGGAACACAUCAAGAAGCACUAUUAUGGAAGCCAUCCUUCAAUUAAUCCGUUUGGAAUUAUUCCCCAAGGCCCAGAUGUUGACUUUUCCGCUCCUCAUGACAGAGAUAGGUUUUCCAAGUCGAUUUAAAAAGCCUUGCUUAGUGCACAAGGCCCGGUUGUUAUGGGGUUGAAAAAGAGUCAGAUUUUCUACGCAGUUUGUUUGUGCAAUAAUGUGAAACUAUUUUAGUAGUUUGGGUUUUAUGUGCACAAGACCCUGUUAUGGGGUCUUAGAAGAGUCAGAUUUUCUACGCAGUUUGUUUGUGCAAUAAUGUGAAACUAUUUUAGUAGUUUGAGUUUUAU
This is a messenger RNA of Ilex paraguariensis (yerba mate), 1363 nucleotides long. The record is from the annotation of a GenBank genome assembly. Lineage: Eukaryota; Viridiplantae; Streptophyta; Magnoliopsida; Aquifoliales; Aquifoliaceae.